This is a messenger RNA of Oryzias latipes (Japanese medaka), 3492 nucleotides long. It is a transcript of the gene dbf4b, whose product is annotated as DBF4B-CDC7 kinase regulatory subunit. NCBI's taxonomy places the organism in Eukaryota, Metazoa, Chordata, Actinopteri, Beloniformes, Adrianichthyidae. Gene Ontology annotation, cellular component: Dbf4-dependent protein kinase complex. The record is from RefSeq and is a predicted model, not a curated record. Gene Ontology annotation, molecular function: protein serine/threonine kinase activator activity; zinc ion binding; nucleic acid binding. Gene Ontology annotation, biological process: positive regulation of nuclear cell cycle DNA replication; regulation of cell cycle phase transition.
AAGUGUUUUUAAAAAAGCGGCGGAUGCAUUCAUACAUCUUGAUUUCAAGAUCUUCGUGCUGUUUUUAGAAGCGUAUGGACUCUUUUAUGUAAACAUACAUUUUUCUCUUUUGCAUUAGAAAUUUAAAAUGAGGAUUUCUUUGUCUUGGUGUUCACAAACCGUUGUUUUAGCGGUUUCCAUCAAGAAAAGAAAACGAUCUGCUUAAGCUAACAUAGCUAGCUACAGUAACUGGUGUUCUUAACAAUCAGGGGUUACUUUUUAAAAUCUAAAUGUAUUAAUUGAACGUUGAAAGUCAUAUAACGUCUUGAUUUUAUUUUGUAUAUUAAUUUAUUCUUUUUUUAUUUUAAUGGAAAAAAUAACCAUUAUUAGGUUGUUUAUUUUCGUAGAUCGAUGAUAUUUUAAAUAAUCCUAGCUCACGGAACCAAACCAAUGCAGCCACAACAGUUUUCGAAGGAGCGAGGACUUUUUGGUAAACUCUCACCGGGGAAGAAGAAACUAGAGGGCAAGACUUUCUAUCUCGACAAUGUAAAGAAACACUCAGCUGCCCUGCUUUUGGAGGCUGUAUAUCUGCUAGGAGGGAAGAUUGAGAGUUUCUUGCACAAGGAUGUCAGUUUUGUUGUAACUGGAAGCCAGGAGCGAUUGAAGGCGAAAAAUGGUGUGGAGAUUGGAGAAGGAGCUAAAGGACUCGGCGAAGGAACCCAGCGUCUGAUGACAGAGCAGAAAAGCAGCGCUAAGCUUCCAACCAAAAAACCCAGAUCUAUGGCUUGUGUGAGCCGUGGGAAAGCUCUGCUUGAAAAAGCGAUCCGCAACAAUGAGCGGCUGCGUGGGAGCAGCGUUCUGUCUGAUGCCCAGUCGUGGGGCGUUAAGAUACUUUAUGUGGAUGACGUCCUCAUAUGUCUGAAACAGCUGAGUCGAGAGAGCUUCAGUCCUAAACACAAAAGGAUAGAGAUUUCCACCAAGCAAAGGCAACCAGCUGUCAGAGCUGCACCUUUGAGGUCCCCUUAUCUUAAAAUUGAAGACGUAAGCAGGAGAUACCGACCUCUGCAUGUGCAGUCCAUGACUCUUCCUGCCCUGUUCUACUCGGGUCGACACAGUCCUUUUGAGGCGCCUCCCCCCCCUCAGUUUGACAAACAGCCCGACCGUGAAAACAGUAAAUCAAGAGUAAAGAAAAUUGGAAACAAAGCUCAGGACAAAUCUCCAGUUGGGGUUUUUUGUAGCCCCUCACCUUGGCGGCCUCGUAAGAAGGACAAUUCGUACUGCGAGUGCUGCUGUGAAACCUUCACCAAUUUGGAGGAGCAUCUACUGUCGGAUCAGCAUCGUUCGUUUGUGCUGAAUCCCUUCAACUACAGAACAGUAGAUCAGCUUGUGGCUGAAAUGUCUCCAGGAUUUGAUCCCAGGCUUGCAGAAGAAACCUCCAAAAGACCAACAACUCCUCUUCCUCUCGACGCCGUUUGUGAACUGGAGCCUCUAACUGAUGCUGAGAUGGAGCGUGCUGUUCGGGCCCUGCAGAGACAAGGUUCUUCCCUAACUGCUGGUGAUACCAGCCCGACUGGAAGGCCUCUUUUCUGUGGUCCUCCAUCACCAGGGCCCGUUUUUACUUUUGAAAAUGAAGCUGCUCCGCCUACUUUCCAUCCUGAGGUGGACCGGCAGUGCCCAGAUCUCCUGCAGCCUCGUGCAUCGAGCCCGGUCAUGCCUGUUCUGACUCCAGAGCCACGAGUCGGAACCGCUUAUCAACAAACGGAAAAACCGUCCUCCGACUGCUCUGCUACAGGCUUUUCUUGGGAUCCCUACGCUCUGCCUCCAGUUCUCAGCCCACAAAUCCCUUAUUCACUUGACACUAUGGAACAACAAAGAAGCCCGGACUCAGAACCUCCUGUUCUCAGUCCUCAAAGGUUCUCCACAGUAGAGACUGUGGGAGAACUGACUUAUGAAAUGAACGUUCCACAUCAAACCCUUCCUCAGUCCAGCCCCGUUCUCUCUGUGGAUGCCAGUAAUCCAGGGAAACGAGUUCUUUUUAGGUCUGAUGGACUCUUUGGUUUCAACAGCAGCUUGAGGCCUGCUGCUCAAACGCGCCGUUGGUCAAACUCUGUCCCUAGACAGUCGCCCAUCACGCCAAACCCCAAAAAGCGCUGCAGAUCCGCCAGCCCUGUUCACAUGCACCGUAAAAGGCGGAGGACGGCGUCGUUUGGGGACAGCGGUCAGUGGUCUGAGCUCAGCAUUAAGGACGCCAAACCUCAAAGAGACAGUGUGGCAGUUCUGCGUGGCUGGGUUUCAUUUGACAGUGUCUCUCAUGGAAAUCUGAAUAAUCCGUUCUCCAUGUUUACUGCUUCAUCUUGUGUUCCUUUAAAGAAUUCUUCUCAGGGUCCAAAUCACAUUGACUCUGGGAGGGAUCAGCUUUCAUGGCUUCUGUCCUCCAAAGCAGCCAUCUGUGAUGGUUCUGACGGACCUAACGCCGCGGCGUCCUCUCUGCCGCCCCUCUAUCUGUCUACCUCCAUCUCCAUCGAACCAGGCCUCAUCCCCGACCCGGCCGAGCUCUCUCCUUCAUCCUCUGACUCAGACUGGGACUGCAACCUGCUGGCACGCCUCAACCAAACCCCGGCUCCAGCGCCCUCUGAGCACAGCUGUGCUGUGGACGCAGAGCUGCUCCACAGGCCGUGUCCGUGGAUGCACGACACCAGCUACGAGUCGCAUCUGCACACCGUGCUCCCGCCCUUAAACCCGGCUGCGUCUGCGUGCGGGGAGGACGUGGAGCCUUCAGCUUUCAGCAGGACGCUAGUCCAGGUUGUUGAAGUCCAACACUAGGAGAACUUCUACUUUAAAUUUAACAGCACUUAAGGCCAGAGAAACAAGAAAUGAGAAGCAUUUCUUUAAUGAUUUUUCUUCCUCUUUAAGAAUCUCUUUUUAUUUUCUAUAAAUGAGACAUUUAUUCAUUUUUUUCUCUAACAUCCUCCAUCUUGACCGGACUCCUCCAAACAACAUUCAGUGGUUUUUGCUGACUGCGGCUGUUCAUCAGCUCUGUCUGGGAACACGCGUGUGUGUGUGUGUGUGUGUGGGUGGGGGUGGGGGGGGGGGUGCUGAGAAUUUAAUGAGGUUUUUCUGAAAGGGGGCAUUAUUCAAUUACUGUAAGUGCUGCGCCUGGAUCCCAUCCCAUCCAUUGAUGGCCAAACACAUUGAGAACCGCCGGCCGUAGAGAUAAACCGUCAAUGUCAAAUGGCUCUUCCUGCUUUUUGAAGACGGGCCAGAUCCGAGGAGAAGGAGGUCUGUAAAAAUUCUGGAAGGACGUGAAGGUUGUUUGGCGUCGGAUUGUCAUCAGGAGAUGACAAUAACAGGUCAAAGUUUCAAAGCUUCAAUUCAAUCCACUAAUAAAACCCGUUAGAUGCGUUCUUAAACCUGUAAAUAAAUGGAGAUUUUAGUUUGAAAGAUGACUUUCAGGAAUUAUUCUGUACAAACUUUGUAUAUUUUAUAUAAUAAAUUUUUUUAGCUCUAAAAUUU